UAGCAGCGGACCGGGCGUGACUUUGCGAACCACUUGAUCUUGUACUUCUAGUUCUCUCGCAAUUCUUACCCCCUCUUUAAUCAAAUAUCAACCAGCCAGCUAGAUACAAUGUCCACCAACUGCAGGAGACGGCUUAUCCGUGACUUCAAACGUCUCUCUAGUGACCCGCCAAGUGGCAUUUCUGGAAGUCCAUGUCCAGAUAACAUCAUGAUCUGGAACGCUGUAAUAUUUGGGCCUUCUGAUACACCCUUCGAGGACGGCACAUUCAAACUUCUGCUCACGUUUGAUGAAUCUUACCCCAACAAGCCGCCUACAGUGAAAUUCCUUUCCAGAAUGUUUCAUCCAAACGUAUAUAACAAUGGCGAGCUCUGUCUGGACAUUCUACAAAACCGCUGGUCUCCCACAUAUGAUGUCGCUGCCAUCCUUACUUCCAUCCAGAGUCUACUGCAUGACCCUAAUCCGAACAGCCCAGCAAAUGCAGAGGCUGCGCAGUUGUACCGAGAAAACAUGAAGGAGUACGUGAGAAGGGUGAAAGCCACAGUGGAGGAUAGCUGGUUAGAUCCAGAAGAGAAGCAGAAGAUGAUAGUCGAUGGCGACGGGGAAGGUAGUACAGAGUCUGCUGCCUGACGUAUCCUUUUGUUUGGUUUUUGCACUCACGGACAACUUCUGCAAUCUCUGUUGUUUCGUUUCGGUUUACCAGAUUUAAUUUAAUGAGGUUUGUGUUCGGACUCCUUGUAAAUUGUCAUCUCGAUCAUA
Suillus subalutaceus is the source of this 756-nucleotide messenger RNA. Its product is annotated as ubiquitin-conjugating enzyme. NCBI's taxonomy places the organism in Eukaryota, Fungi, Basidiomycota, Agaricomycetes, Boletales, Suillaceae. Bases 109 to 627 code for a protein of 172 amino acids. Gene Ontology annotation, biological process: protein polyubiquitination; DNA repair; proteasome-mediated ubiquitin-dependent protein catabolic process. The transcript has 3 exons. Gene Ontology annotation, molecular function: ubiquitin conjugating enzyme activity. Gene Ontology annotation, cellular component: HULC complex. The record is from RefSeq and is a predicted model, not a curated record.